ACAAGUAGGAAGAAGCCAGUGCACGACACCGGCAAGGAGAGGUGGGAGCCGCUGCCGCACCGCGGCCGUGGCGUCCUGCCUCCGAGCAGGAGUAGGGCGAGAGCCGGAGUGGGCGAGGGGCAAGGCCUCCGGGCCGAGAGCCGCCCAGCUUGCCCUUCCGUCUGCUGCCUCUGUGUCCGCGCUGUGCGUCGGACCCCCGGUCUGUCACCUGGGCUGCAGGGACCCCUGCGCCCGGGAGCAGAAGCGAACCGGACCCUCCCUCCGCCGACUGCGUCCCGAGGGCGCCUCCCCGGGGUGGAGCAGUCUCCGCUACCGCCUUCUGCGGGCAGCUGAGUGUCCGGCUCGCGCCCGGAGCGAGCGGCCGCGGUCAGCCCCGAGGAGGAGCAGAAGGGGGCGGCCAUGGGGUUGCUGUCCCAGGGUUCGCCGCUGAGUUGGGAGGAGACCCAGCGCCACGCAGACCACGUGCGGCGGCACGGGAUCCUCCAGUUCCUGCAUAUAUACCACGCCGUCAAGGACCGGCACAAGGACGUGCUCAAGUGGGGAGACGAGGUGGAAUACAUGUUGGUAUCUUUUGAUCAUGAAAAGAAAAAAGUUCAAUUGGUCCUGUCUGGAGAGGAAGUUCUUGAAACUCUACAAGAGAAGGGGGAAAGGACAAAUCCAAACCAUCCUACCCUGUGGAGACCAGAGUAUGGGAGUUACAUGAUUGAAGGGACACCUGGACAGCCCUACGGAGGAACAAUGUCCGAGUUCAACACAGUUGAGGACAACAUGAGAAAACGCCGGAAGGAGGCUACCUCUAUAUUAGAAGAAAAUCAGGCUCUUUGCACAAUAACUUCAUUUCCCAGAUUAGGCUGUCCCGGGUUCACACUGCCUGAGUACAAACCUAACCCGGUUGAAGGAGGAGCUUCCAAGUCUCUCUUCUUUCCAGAUGAAGCGAUAAACAAGCACCCCCGCUUCAGCACCCUAACAAGAAAUAUCCGACAUAGGAGAGGAGAAAAAGUUGUCAUCAAUGUACCAAUAUUUAAGGACAAGAAUACACCAUCUCCGUUUAUAGAAACAUUUCCUGAGGAUGAUGAGGCAGCAAAGGCUUCCAAACCGGAUCAUAUUUACAUGGAUGCCAUGGGAUUUGGGAUGGGCAAUUGCUGUCUUCAGGUGACAUUCCAAGCCUGCAGCAUAUCUGAGGCCAGAUAUCUUUAUGAUCAGUUGGCCACGAUCUGUCCAAUUGUCAUGGCUUUGAGUGCUGCAUCUCCUUUUUACCGAGGCUAUGUGUCAGAUAUUGAUUGUCGCUGGGGAGUGAUUUCUGCAUCUGUAGAUGAUAGAACUCGGGAGGAAAGAGGACUGGAGCCUCUGAAGAACAAUAACUAUAGGAUUAGUAAAUCCCGAUAUGAUUCAAUAGACAGCUACUUAUCUAAUUGUGGUGAGAAAUAUAAUGACAUCAACUUGACGAUAGAUAAAGAAAUCUACAAACAACUCUUACAAGAAGGCAUUGAUCAUCUCCUGGCCCAGCAUGUUGCUCAUCUCUUUAUUAGAGACCCACUGACUCUAUUUGAAGAAAAAAUACACCUGGAUGACGCCAAUGAGUCUGACCAUUUUGAGAAUAUUCAGUCCACAAAUUGGCAGACAAUGAGAUUUAAGCCCCCUCCUCCAAACUCAGAUAUUGGAUGGAGAGUAGAAUUUCGACCCAUGGAGGUCCAGUUAACAGACUUUGAGAACUCUGCCUAUGUGGUGUUUGUGGUGCUGCUCACCAGAGUCAUCCUUUCGUACAAAUUGGAUUUUCUCAUUCCACUGUCAAAGGUUGAUGAAAACAUGAAAGUAGCACAGAAACGAGAUGCUGUCUUGAAGGGAAUGUUUUAUUUCAGGAAAGAUAUUUGCAAAGGUGGUAAUGCAGUGGUAGAUGGGCGUGGCAAGGCCCAGAAUAGCACAGAGCUCACUGCAGAGGAGUACACCCUCAUGAGCAUAGACACCAUCAUCAGUGGGAAGGAAGGUGUGUUUCCUGGACUGAUCCCGAUUCUGAACUCUUACCUUGAAAACAUGGAAGUGGAUGUGGACACCAGAUGUAGUAUUCUGAACUACUUAAAGCUGAUUAAGAAGAGAGCAUCUGGAGAACUAAUGACAGUUGCCAGGUGGAUGAGGGAGUUUAUCGCAAACCAUCCUGACUACAAACAAGAUAGUGUAAUAACUGAUGAAAUGAACUAUAGCCUUAUUUUGAAGUGUAACCAAAUUGCAAAUGAAUUAUGUGAAUGCCCAGAGUUACUUGGAUCAGCAUUUAGGAAAGUAAAAUAUAGUGGAAGUAAAACUGACUCUUCAAACUAGACAUUCUGCAGAAAGAAAAACGUGUUACUGUUUUAUUGGAGAACUAACUGCAGUGCUAUGCCUCUCAGCCCAUGUGUACAGUAUGAAGACCAAAUAAUAGAACCGCACUGUUUCCUGAGCCAGUGGGCCAGAAAUUAAUUUAGAGGCUUCCUUCAAUAGGUAAAUUUAGAGUUUAUACAGUGUACAUGUACAUAGUAAAGUAUUUUUAUGAUUAACAAUGUAUUUUAAUAACAUUAUAUCUAAAGUCAUUGUGAACUGGCUUGUACAUUUUUUAAAUCUUACUCUGGAAGAACUACCACCUAAGCAGUUUUGUAAAUGUACUAGUAAUUGUACAAUACCUGCGUUCCAGAGUUUAAAAUGUUUACUGUAAAUUUUUGUUCAUUUAAAGACUACCUGGGACCUGAUUCACUGAAAUUUAUUCACUUUAAAAAACACAUUUUCUCUUAUUAAUUUUCUUUGAGUCAUCUCCUUUGUUGUGCAUAUAAAAUCACUUGAAUCCAUUGAAGUAUUUCAGGGAUAAUCUUGGAUUUCUGGCACCUUAUCUAUGAUGUUUAUUUUGGAAUUGGAAUAGCUAACCACUUGGGAACCUUGCCCUAAGCUUUCACCAUCAAAUAAAAUCCAUUGAAUUCUGAUGGCUGUUAUAAAAAGAACUUUCCUUUUUGUUUAUUUGUUUAAUUUGCUGCUUCAGCCAUUUUAAGGACAACUCUGUAGGAAGAAAGGAGACUAUUACUCAGAGUUCAUAUAUAGUAAUUAUUGGGUGAUUUUUUUUUUUUUUUAACUAAAACGGGAGGGGAAUCAUUUUUUUUCCUCUACAUACCAAGAGUACUGUCAAAAAUGGCAUCAGCUCUUGUGUGAUGGUCUGUUCUGAUUGCUGCUGUAUGCUUAAAUUUGCAAAUCAAAUGCAGUUUUCUGAAGUUUUGUUAUUCUUUCUCUAGUUUCCAGUAAGCAUAUUGAUAGACUUUCUUCUCAAAGCCAUUCACUCCAGUUUUACCUGGGAAAUAUCCUGUAUACUGCUUACUUUCUCUAUAAAACACAAAUAAAUCAUGAAAUGCACUAAGUUUUGUGAAUCAGGACCUUAAAUGUUUAAUUGUAAAUAAUUUAAGUUUCAGAUAAUUGUUGCUAUAGCUUUGUGUUGAAGUUUUGGGUUUUUUUCCCAAUUAAGUCUUAACUGCUUCUGAAAUAACUGUAUUAUAGAAUGUGCAAAACUUUACAAGCAUAAAUAUUUAAACUGCAAUGCUAACUUUAAGAGAUUGCAAUAAAGCUUCAGCUAAACCUGACUGUUUAAAUACUAAGGUUUGUUCUCUAUUUCAUACAUGCAUUUUGAAGGAUUAAAGAACCCCUGUUUUUCAUUGGCAAUUUGCUUGUGUAAAUCAGGUUGUAAAAAGGCAGACAAACUGUUUGUGGUAUGAGGAAAUAAAAGAAUGGAAUUAGCAUUCAGAAAA
This is a messenger RNA of Galeopterus variegatus (Sunda flying lemur), 3755 nucleotides long. It is a transcript of the gene GCLC, whose product is annotated as glutamate-cysteine ligase, catalytic subunit. Gene Ontology annotation, molecular function: glutamate-cysteine ligase activity. Gene Ontology annotation, biological process: glutathione biosynthetic process. The record is from RefSeq and is a predicted model, not a curated record. The coding region runs from base 400 to 2313 and encodes 637 amino acids. NCBI's taxonomy places the organism in Eukaryota, Metazoa, Chordata, Mammalia, Dermoptera, Cynocephalidae. The transcript is spliced from 16 exons. Gene Ontology annotation, cellular component: glutamate-cysteine ligase complex.